AUGAACGUUGAAGCGUCUCUUCGGGAGCUUGGUGAGCUAUUUGACACUGCAGGCAGUAUAGCGCAGAGUAAUAUUCAUUUGGUUAGCAUACCCGAUAAGGAUCGUGAUUUCCUUGUGUGGAGGGCAAAUAUGUUGAGGUUUCAAUGCCAAUAUUUGACACAGCGUCGAGACUUUGACAUCAAUGAGCUUGACAACGGUGAUAGCCACUCUUCAGGUAGGAAAAGACUGAAGACAGAUAGUUCUGCGAGGCUAUAUACUGCAAUAAGCGAAUUCUGGAAAUUUAUUAGUAGUCGUAUUGAGACGCUGGCGGAUCAAUAUGCGUUGAUGGUAGUAGAUCAUUAUAACCUGAAUCAAGAUUUGGACUGGUAUGCCGAACAGCAUAAUGGAGUAUUUAGAUAUUUCAACGUGAGUAUGGAGAUGUUGUUAGAUACAUUUGAGAGGUUUAUUUCUCUAUUAGCACCCAUAACUGAGUACAGUUUCCUGAACUAUACCAAGAUCAUGCGUGAUUUAUGUUGUUUUCAUAGUGCUUUUGAUUUUGCUUUUGUAUCUCUCAUAAAGAAGUUGAAAUUAUACAUGGGUAGUAACUUUAAACUGAUUCUCAAGGACUCCUUUGAAGUGCUGAAGGACAAAAACUAUCAGCAAGAAGGUAAAGUACAAUACUCCCUGAUCUCAUUGUUCCAUUAUUACAAGAUUGAAGUAGAUGAGAAUGUUACUGUCAGUGAAUUUGUGAAUGAAUUAAUAAACCAUGAUAUUAGUGAACUAACCUCAAGAGACAUUAGUGAUGAUUACUUUGAAAGGAUAAGCAGUGGCGCCACAGCAGAAAUGCUUCUAAUCAAAUGUUGUGGAUUCCCUGAGCAAACCGAAAGUAGGUAUGUUUCCUUAGUACUAGACAAGCAGGUAUUCUUCAAAAUACUGGCAUGCCAACUCGAUAAACUUGACAAGAUCUUAAAGUCUGGCAAUUGUAAUAUAAAACUGAGAAAGAAUGAUGUUCAAUAUAGUCUGUGUGCCUAUUAUACACGGCAUGGGAAGAAAGAUGAUUACUAUAGAUUGGUAUCAGUAUUUUUCAAUGACCGAUUCAAAAAUUGCCCUCUAGAGAGAAAUAUAAGUGAGGUUAUAUUCAUUGAGUGCACAAAAUUGAUGUUACUUUUUUACUUUGAUAACCAGAUUCUACAGAUAUUGAUGUCUUCUCUAUGUGAGAAAUUUGGAGGUGUAUUGAAGAUGUAUGAAAAUUACGAGAAGUUACUGGAAUACAAGAUCAGAAAGUACAAUCGAAGUCAUGAACUUUGGAACAAGAAUAACAGCGAUAUCGAAAAGCCGUACAGACUCUCCGAUGAUAUAAAAAAACACCAAUACUAUGAAAGGUUCCUAAUCAUGCUUCCCUCUAGGCUAAAAUUUGACUCUUCGUUUCUGCGGCUACAUCAACAAAAGUUAUUUAGAAGAGCAGUUUUACAAGGACCCAGCAUUUAUGAGAGUAUAAGUGAUUUCAGUUAUCUGGAGAUGAAUAUUUUAUUCUCCCUGAUUUCAGAGUACGAGACCUCUGAUGAAUUCCACUACUUAUAUGAUCUAUACACGUCAUUGCGGAAAAGCUACGUAUUUUAUCAACAAUAUUCGAAAGACCAUGGAGACCAAGUGGUACCGCUUGUCAUAGAUAAGAAAAGUGUACCUACAGCAUUUCAAAAAGAAGAAAAUGAAAAUGUUAUCCUACCCGAAAUCUUACAGAGGCAGUGGGGUAAGUUAGUGGAGUACUAUAACAGCACAUUGAAGACAUCGGCUAGUCGGACCUUGGUACCUGCAUACGCUUUACAACAUUGUGAUGUUGAAACUGAAUUUUUAGUUGAAGGUACUAGGGAUAAGUAUGUGACAUUUAAUAUCUCGGUGUAUCAAACUUGUGUUCUGAACUUGUUUAAUGACCACGAUAAGUUGGACAUAGCAAAGAUCAUGCAACUCACAGGGCUGUCUGAACGGAUGAGCAAAGCAGUUAUUACAUCUUAUUUGUCGGCAGGAAUAUUCAAAGAGGACAAAGGCACAUACACAAUCGAUUCAAGUUUCAAGGCUGAUCCCAGAAAAUUAAAAGAUGGCAAGCUCAGAAUACCUAUGGCACCGGGGCCACCAUCAAGACUUAGAAGGGACACUUCAUCUAGCUCAUCAACAGCAUCUGCUACUGUGUCUACGUCAGCAUCUCAUAAUGAGGGCUACAGUUCCCUGUGGAUACAGGAAGUUAUCAAGGCUGCCAUCGUCCGUACAUUGAAAGCCAACGGCAAACCUAUGAAUUUCGACACUCUUUUCGAACAGAUCAAAACAGGAAUAAAUGGUGUAAGUGUAGGGGAGUGUAAGGAGUCAAUCAAUCGUCUAGUCUCUGAAAAAAUAAUCAGCCAGACUGCAGAAGGCUACACGUAUUAG
Nakaseomyces glabratus is the source of this 2400-nucleotide messenger RNA. It is a transcript of the gene RTT101, whose product is annotated as cullin RTT101. Gene Ontology annotation, cellular component: Cul3-RING ubiquitin ligase complex. Gene Ontology annotation, molecular function: ubiquitin protein ligase binding. Lineage: Eukaryota; Fungi; Ascomycota; Saccharomycetes; Saccharomycetales; Saccharomycetaceae. Gene Ontology annotation, biological process: protein ubiquitination. The record is from RefSeq and is a predicted model, not a curated record.